This is a messenger RNA of Austrofundulus limnaeus, 6712 nucleotides long. It is a transcript of the gene zswim8, whose product is annotated as zinc finger, SWIM-type containing 8. Gene Ontology annotation, molecular function: zinc ion binding. NCBI's taxonomy places the organism in Eukaryota, Metazoa, Chordata, Actinopteri, Cyprinodontiformes, Rivulidae. Gene Ontology annotation, cellular component: Cul2-RING ubiquitin ligase complex. The record is from RefSeq and is a predicted model, not a curated record.
UUUUUUUAAUCUGUGCGGCAUCUCGCUUCCGGCCUGAAACCGGAAGUUGGGAUCAGCUGAUGGAGGAAGAGCUGAAGGAAAGGUGAGCCAUCUUCCCCCGGCAGACUGAAUAGUCCCUGAGAGCUUUUCGACGAGAGGAACCCCAGCGGGGGGGAUAUAUGGGGGUGUCAUUGCCAAAUGAAUGGAUGGAUGAGUUUUAAAAGACGGCAACCGGAGGAAAUGGCGAAGAAGAAGCAGAUCUGACAAGAGGGAUUUUGCAAGCGUCGGACACAAAAGCCGCUUAUACUAUUAACAAAGGGGGGUAAAAGCAGGAGUUUUUUUUUUUACAGAAAUAUGAAUUGAUUGUAACUUAUAUWAUUACUGAAAAUAGGCGACAUUGAAUCGCUUCUAUGCGUUAGGAGUUCGGAGAGUGCUCAACAUCAGUAGCGCAUGUAAACAAACGCCGGCUAAAUAAGCUAGCUCAGGGUUAGCAUUCAGGUGCUAACAAGCACCACUAAGCUAUUAGCAGGAACGAAGACAAAGCAAAUUGAAGAAAUGUAAAUAAUACUACAUGUCGUGUCACUGUUGCUAAUCUAUGUAGCAGGCGACGUUUGUUGGUGCURUCCACACUUAGCAUCUGUUAGCUAACUUAGCGCUUUGGCUAGCGUUUCCGUUAGCUCAGCGCGUUAUCGCUGGACAAAAACAAUAUAAAACAUUUUGGCAGCUGUAAAGUAACAGCGGCGCAGCUGUAGAGCGUUUUGUCACAAAACGGGAUGUUUCCAGAGAGGUGACAAGUGGUUAUUUCGACUUAGAGCGGCGCAGKUGAUUGGUUCACGAGUUGAAGGAAAAACUCGAUGAUUUCGACAGAGAAAAGCGGUGAGGUUUUAUCUCGAGAGGCAGCAGUUGUCAAAACUUUUUACUUUUUUUUUUGUACACGUAAAUACCUCUUAAUGACCGUGUCAUCGCCACAGAAAGCACAGCUAAUCUAUCAUGUAUAGUUUGACUUUUUAAGUUUUUAGUCACGGAUGGACACGUAAAAAGUGGCGUUUUUUGUUUUUUUAUUUUUUGUCAUGUAGCGGAGCUUAAGGCCCAUUUCGCCUCAGCUGUGUUUCAGUAGUGGUCUCCCCCCUUAUCCUAGUCUUGAGUCUCUCCUGGGCUCUUUUGUGUUCUGGUUCAGCUACAACCAUUUCAUUUCAGACUUUAGAGGCCUCAACUUUAAAGUUGCAGUCCUCUGGACUCCGAAGCCUUUAGGAGGGGGGGCAGAAAAAAGUGGAUGCGAUGGAGCUGAUGUUCGCCGAGUGGGAGGAUGGGGAGAGGUUCUCUUUCGAAGACUCGGACAGGUUCGAGGAAGACUCUCUGUGCUCCUUCAUCUCGGAGGCCGAGAGCCUCUGUCAGAACUGGAGAGGAUGGAGGAAGCAGUCCGCUGGUCCAAACUCCCCCACUGUCAAGAUCAAAGACGGUCAGGUGAUCCCGCUGGUUGAGUUAUCAGCAAAGCAGGUGGCCUUUCACAUCCCAUUUGAGGUGGUGGAGAAAGUUUACCCUCCAGUCCCAGAACAGCUCCAGCUCCGCAUCGCCUUCUGGAGCUUCCCUGAGAACGAGGAGGACAUCAGGUUGUAUUCCUGCCUGGCUAAUGGGAGUCCAGAUGAAUUCCAGCGUGGAGAGCAGCUAUACAGGAUCAGAGCUGUCAAAGAUCCCCUUCAGAUUGGCUUUCAUCUCAGUGCUACAGUAGUUUCCAGUCAGUCGGUCCAGUCGAAAGGAGCCUACAAUGUGGCGGUCAUGUUUGACCGGUGCCGCAUCACGUCUUGCAGCUGUACCUGUGGUGCUGGGGCAAAAUGGUGUGCCCACGUGGUGGCGCUCUGCCUCUUCAGAAUCCACAACGCAUCGGCAGUUUGUCUGAGGGCUCCAGUUUCUGAGUCUUUGUCCAGACUACAGAGGGACCAGCUCCAGAAGUUUGCCCAGUAUCUCAUUAGUGAGCUGCCUCAGCAGAUUCUACCAACAGCGCAGCGGCUGCUUGACGAAUUGCUGUCCUCUCAGUCGACUGCCAUCAACACUGUGUGUGGAGCUCCAGACCCAACAGCAGGUCCUUCAGCAUCUGACCAAAGCACCUGGUACUUGGAUGAAUCAACUCUUAGUGAUAAUAUCAAAAAGACUCUGCACAAGUUCUGUGGGCCCUCACCUGUUGUCUUCAGUGAUGUAAACUCCAUGUACCUGUCAUCCACUGAGCCACCGGCAGCUGCAGAGUGGGCAUGUUUGCUGCGCCCUCUGAGGGGCAGAGAGCCAGAGGGCAUCUGGAACCUCCUGUCCAUCGUCAGGGAGAUGUUUAAGAGGCGAGACAGCAACGCUGCCCCACUGCUGGAGAUCCUCACUGAACAGUGCCUUACCUAUGAGCAGAUCAUCAGCUGGUGGUACAGUGUUCGGACGUCUGCGUCCCACAGCAGUGCCAGCGGCCACACGGGGCGCAGCAACGGCCAGUCGGAGGUGGCGGCUCACGCCUGUGCUAGCAUGUGUGAUGAGAUGGUGGUUCUGUGGAGACUGGCGGUACUCGAUCCCACAAUGAGCCCCUGCAGGCGGCUGGAGUUGGCGAGCCAGCUGAAGCAGUGGCACCUGAAAGUUAUAGAGAUAGUGAAACGGGGACAACAUCGAAAAUCACUGGAUAAACUUUUUCAAGGCUUCAAGCCGGCCGUGGAGUCCUGCUACUUCAACUGGGAGGCGGCCUAUCCUCUGGAAGGCAUCACUUACUGCAGCACAGACAAAAAGAGCAACCCGUUCUGCUGGCCCAGGGCCAUGCAGUUCCAGAGGGGGAUCAAAGCUGCUGCAGGAGCCGGCGGCGAGCCGGGCGACUCGGGGGGAGGGGGCAGAGCGGAGGGCGGGGCUAUGAGCGACUUCAAGGGAAGAGGCGGUCACUCACAGGAGGUGGCUGUGCGACCGAAGGAGACCAUUCUGACUAAAAGGAAGGGUCUGUCGCUGAGCGGAGGGGGAGGAAUGGUGGUCCGCCUGGGAGGCAGCGUCUCUCUGUCCCUGGAGGACGGCGGAGGGAAGUGUGUGUAUAAAGGAGCAGCUACCUCCUCUGGAGGUAAACUAAAACUGACGCAGGGCGGUGGGAAGGGGGUGUCUGUGGGGGGUCAGGUCGGAGGUGGAGGGAUUGGAAGUAGCAAGCAUGCGAGCGCUAAGAGGAGAACCAGCAGCGAGGACAGCUCCUUGGAGCCGGACCUGGCUGAGCUCAGUCUGGACGAUGGCUGCAGUCUGGCUCUGGGGGCCGAGGCCAGCAACACUUUUGAGUUCCUCCCGCCGCCACCUGAGAUGCUCCCCUCUCCCAGCUCGCUGCUCCGAGACUCGCUGAAAUACAGCGACGGGAGCAAGAGCUGCGAGACGAAGCGCACGAGUCACGUUCCAGCUGCGCCAGCUGCCGCCGAGCCCGCUCCGCCCCGCUUCGCCUCCGAGGAGAACCGGGAGGUUAUGGACAUUCUCAGCACCGCAGAGCAAGAAGCAAAGAUGGAGGCGGAGCACGUCCACAGCAGAGACGAGGACGUCGACUCAGGAACGGGUCACCAGCCUUCCACCUGCACGGCGAGAUCCGGCAGCCCUCAGGCUGCUGACAAAACACCACAGGGCCACGGGGAAGCAGCAGCAGCAGAGUGUGGAGCAGUCAGACUGCAAGGUGCUGAAGCCACAGGGGAAGUUUCUGAGGGAGAAGCUGUGGGUGAAGACGACUAUCAGGCGUACUACCUCGGAGCUGCCUCAGAGGAAGGAGCAGACAAACAGCUGGCUGACAGCCACCAGGUGGAGGAACCGGAUAUCUUUGCAGGGAUUAAACCGCUCGAGAACGCAGGACGCAUGGAGGUGCUGUUUGCGUGUGCUGAAGCCCUCCACGCUCACGGCUACAGUAAUGAGGCGUGUCAGCUGGCUGUGGAGCUGGCCAGAGACCUGUUAUCAAACCCCCCUGACCUGAAGGUGGAGCAGCCACAAACCAAGGGUAAGAAGAGCAAGGUGUCGACCAGCCGUCAGACGCAGGUCGCCACCAACACCCUGUCCAAAGCCGCCUUCCUCCUCACUGUUCUCACUGAAAGGCUAGAGCUCCACAACCUGGCCUUCAGCACUGGGAUGUUCUCCCUGGAACUCCAGAGACCACCCGCAUCUACUAAAGCUCUGGAGGUGAAGCUGGCUUACCAGGAGUCGGAGGUGGUGGCUCUGCUGAAGAAGAUUCCCCUGGGUCUGGUGGAGAUGUCGGUCAUCAGAGAGCGAGCCGAGCAGCUCAGGGAUGGAAACCUGUGUGAUUACAGACCAGUGCUGCCUCUCAUGUUGGCCAGUUUCAUCUUUGACGUCCUCUGUACUCCAGUUGUUUCUCCGACUGGUUCCAGGCCGCCGAGCCGUAACCGAAACAAUGAGAUGCCUGGGGAUGAGGAGUUGGGCUUUGAGGCUGCAGUCGCUGCGCUUGGGAUGAAAACCACAGUUAGCGAGGCGGAGCAUCCUUUGCUUUGUGAAGGAACUCGUCGGGUGAAGGGGGACCUCGCUCUGGCCCUCAUGAUCACCUAUAAGGAUGACCAAAGCAAACUCAAAAAGAUUCUGGAUAAGUUACUGGACAGAGAGAGUCAGACCCACAAGCCCCAGACUCUGAGCUCCUUCUACUCGAGCAAACCGGCAGCGGGCAGCCAGCGCAGCCCAUCCAAACAUCCUGUUGUCAACCACAGUGGGGUCGGCGGCGCCACUGGGGGAGUGGCCAAACACAUCAUGUCCUCUUCCUCGCCAAACACGUUGGCCUCUUCGAGCUCUUCUUCUGUCGUGGCGUUGGCCGGAGAGGAGGUGGCUGAGCUGAACCUGGUACAGAACAACACGGCUGGGGAGAGUUCUGCUGACAACAGAGAGCAUGCGUUAGAGGGACCUCAGUUGUCGGCUGAGCAGCAGAACGAGACGGCACCGUUGAAAAUGGAGGCCACGGUGCCCAGUCGACUGGUGUUGGGGGGACGCUGUGGAUACAGCCAACGCUGCUGGGGCUCACCGGUCCGGCAGAAGAAGAAACACACUGGUAUGGCGAGCAUAGACAGCAGUGCUCCAGAGACCACCUCAGACAGUUCCCCCACCCUCAGCCGGAGGCCGCUCCGAGGUGGUUGGGCGGCAGCGUCUUGGGGGCGGGGCCAGGACAGCGACAGCAUCAGCAGUUCAUCGUCCGAUUCGCUGGGCUCCUCCUCCUCCAGUGGCUCUCGCAGGGCUGGAGGCGGGGCCAGGGCCAAGAGCACAGACACCAGCAGGUACAAAGGGCGACGUCUCGAGUGCCACGCUCCCCACGUGCCCAAUCAGCCAUCGGAGGCAGCAGCCCACUUUUACUUUGAGCUGGCCAAGACUGUGCUCAUCAAGGCCGGAGGAAACUCAUCCACAUCCAUUUUCACCCAGCCCUCAGCCAGCGGCGGUCACCAGGGACCACACAGAAACCUGCACCUCUGUGCCUUUGAGAUCGGGCUGUACGCUCUUGGCCUCCACAACUUCGUCUCACCCAACUGGCUCUCCAGAACUUAUUCAUCCCACGUGUCCUGGAUCACCGGCCAAGCCAUGGAGAUUGGCAGCGCCGCCCUGAACAUUUUAGUGGAGUGUUGGGACGGGCACCUCACCCCCCCAGAAGUGGCCUCCUUGGCAGACCGAGCAUCACGAGCCAGAGACCCCAACAUGGUCCGCGCGGCGGCGGAGCUGGCCCUCAGCUGCCUGCCUCACGCUCACGCCCUCAAUCCAAACGAGAUCCAGAGAGCCCUGGUGCAGUGCAAAGAACAGGACAACGUGAUGCUGGAAAAGGCCUGCAUGGCUGUGGAGGAAGCAGCCAAAGGCGGCGGCGUCUACCCCGAGGUUUUGUUCGAGGUGGCCCACCAGUGGUACUGGCUUUAUGARCAGUCGGUGGCCGGGGGCUCUGGCCAGCAGCGCGAGACCUCCGGGCGAUGCGGGGCCAACAGCGGCUCCUCCAGGAGGCUCCCGGACCCCAACUGCGGCGUCCUGGACAGCUCCGUCAGCAUGGAGUCGGCGGGGAUGGCGGCUGUCACGGCUUCGGUCACUGCCGCCGCCGUCGUUCCCGUCAUCUCUGUGGGCUCCACCAUCUACCAGUCCCACGCCAUCCCCGGCCAGGCUAUGGCUCACCCCCACAGCCAGGGGCUCCACCCCUACACAGCCAUCCAGGCCCACCUCCCCACCGUCUGCACCCCACAGUAYCUGGGACACCCUCUGCAGCACGUCCCUCGGCCCGCGGUCUUUCCUGUGACAGGGGCGUCGUAUCCACAGGGGAUGCACCCAGCAGCUUUUAUUGGAGCCCAGUAUCCUUUCUCAGUGGCUGCUGGCCCACAGCCCCCUCUAGCUGCCACGGCCGUCACCUUCCCCGCCGUUCCCGUUCCGUCGAUGACUCAGAUCGCCGUCCAUCCYUACCACGCAGAGACAGGCCUGCCCCUCAGCACCACUGUGGCAGUGAGCAGCAUCCACUCUGGCCCCACCAUGCAGGCCAUACAGGGGGCGUCUCUGCCUGCUGUCUCCUCCCAGCCGGCGCCGUUGGUGAGCAACCCCUUCCCUGUGGAAGACGARCAGCACAGCCAGCCAAUCAGCCAGCAGGGCCUGCACUACCUGCACUCUGCCUACAGAGUCGGCAUGCUGGCGUUGGAGAUGCUGGGCAGGAGGGCUCACAACGACCAUCCCAACAAUUUCUCCAGAAGCCCGCCGUACACAGAAGACGUCAAAUGGUUGCUGGGCCUCGCUGCGAGGCUUG